AGCCGCAAACUGGGGCCUGGUUCGUUCGUUCUUGAGCCUGGGAUUUUGGUUUUAGCCAGAUCAUAUACUCAUAUUAUCUUAUCAUAUCGUAUCAUAUCGUAUCAUAUCAUUCUAUCAUCCUGUGAUCCUUUGAUUCUUUGAUUCUUUGACCCUUCUUCCUCUUCUUCUGCUUCUCUCUCUCUCCGUCCAAGACAAAACUCAAUUGCCUUUGUUUCCGUUAUUCGUAUUGUCUCACCUUAUUGUGAUUUUGAUAUUCCUGUCGAGCUCACAUGCCUUCUUCCAUAACUAAGCAUCGGUGAUGCCACUGCGAUGGCUACGAGGUUGGCUGGGCUUCCCUCCCAGUAAUCAGUCAACAUCUAUCUUCAGAACAAGAUGGUUCCUAUUACUUCUUCUGGCAAUAUGGCUUCCUCUAAGCAAUGCAAUGACACCUGCGCGCAUUGCAGAGUUGCGAAAAGAGACGGUGGAAAUGUUUUAUCAUGGAUUUGACAAUUACAUGGAACUUGCAUUCCCGGAAGAUGAGCUAAGACCAGUAUCCUGUACACCACUCACUCGAGACGCCCAAAACCCUCGACAUCUCGAAUUAAACGAUGUACUCGGAAAUUAUUCUCUUACUUUGAUUGACAGUUUGUCGACUCUUGCAAUUUUGGCAUCUGCCCCUCCAGAUGAAGAAGAAACCGGCGCAACAGCACUUCAAGAAUUUCAAAAUGGUGUCGCUUCUCUAGUAUUACAAUAUGGUGAUGGCACAAGCGGAGCAUCCGGAAAGGGUCUACGUGCUCGAGGUUUUGACUUGGACAGUAAAGUCCAAAUAUUUGAGACAGUGAUCAGAGGUGUGGGUGGGCUCCUCAGCGCUCAUGAAUUUGCCGCUGGAAUUCUACCAAUCAAUGGAUACAAACCACAAUCUAGCAAGACCUCUGGAAAGACUUCGAAAACACAUCAACCUGCGAUUUUGUGGUCGAAUGGGUUUAAAUAUGAUGGACAACUUCUGCGCCUAGCUCUAGAUUUGGCUGAACGUCUACUACCUGCUUUCUAUACCGCGACCGGUAUGCCAUAUCCAAGGGUCAAUUUACGACACGGUAUACCAUUUUAUGUGAAUUCCCCUCUACAUGAGGGAUCUGGGCUUGGCGACUAUGUGCAAGAGGACACUCCUGAAAUUACCGAAACAUGUAGCGCAGGAGCGGGUAGCUUGGUUUUGGAGUUUACUACUUUGAGUCGUCUUACCGGAGAUCCAAGAUUUGAGCAAUUGGCGAAGCGAGCCUUCUGGGCGGUUUGGAAUAGGCGGAGUAAUAUUGGACUCAUUGGAGCAGGAAUUGAUGCAGAGAAUGGCCAGUGGAUUGGCUCAUACGCCGGCAUAGGUGCGGGUACAGACAGCUUUUUCGAAUACGCAUUCAAAACCCACAUUCUGCUCUCCGGACAGAGCACUCCCAAUAUAACGACGCAUAGACAACAACAGCAUGAAUCGUGGUUGGAUCCAAAUACAAUAUACAAUGAAUUGAGUGCCGAGGAGAAUUCUCCAGAAGCGUUUCUUGCAGUAUGGCACGAAGCUCAUGCUGCAAUCAGGAGGCAUCUGUAUAGUCCUACACACCAUCCACAUUACGUCAAUGUUCACCUUGUCACCGGCUCUCCGCAGGCCUUCUGGAUCGAUAGUCUUGGGGCUUAUUAUCCCGGUUUAUUGACUCUGGCUGGAGAGGUUGAGGAAGCCAUUGAAACUAGUCUAUUAUACACCGCUUUAUGGACGAGAUAUGCAGCCCUUCCUGAAAGAUGGUCAGUACGCGAUGGGCAUGUAGAAGGAGGACUCGGUUGGUGGCCUGGCCGCCCUGAGUUCAUUGAAUCGAAUUACCAUCUUUACAGAGCGACGAAAGAUCCUUGGUAUCUUCAUGUCGGAGAAAUGGUUCUGGAAGAUAUUAAACGCAGAUGUUGGGCAACAUGUGGUUGGUCAGGUCUACAAGAUGUGCGCACUGGAGAAAAGAGCGAUCGUAUGGAAAGCUUCUUUCUUGGAGAAACAGCCAAAUAUCUCUACCUACUUUUUGAUCCAGAUCAUCCAAUGAAUGAUCUCGAUGCCGCUUAUGUCUUUACGACUGAGGGACACCCUCUCGUGCUUCCUCGAGAAAAGUCGAAACCUCCAGUUACACCUCGUACACCGAUAACAACUAAAGCAGUUCAGCCAACGUAUAGGGCAUCUCUUCGGGAUACCUGCCCUGUACCCCCUCCACCAGUACCUUUUACUGUCUCCAGUACAGCUGCCAGAACGGACGUAUUUCAUGCUUCUAGUUUAAUAGGUUUGCACAUGAUACCAAAUCAUCGUGCUACGAUGGAUGGUGAAAAUAUCAAGGUCAACAAUCAUACAUACUUCCCAUGGACUUUACCAAUCUCAAUGAUUCCAAGUAAUGGCACUUGCGAUCGUCUUCCGAUAACCACAACUUUCACAAUUGAGUUUCCUAACAAUAAUCCUUUGAGCACUCAAAACGCCAAAAAUGGUUUCAAUAUUAUCUUUAAUAUCCCAACAAGUCUUGACCGUACAAGUGAUGGUAGUAUAUUGGUCAAGAGUUUGUCUGGUUUGAAGAUGGGCAUGAUACAUGAAAGUCAAUCAUAUUCUUCUGGAAUCAAUCAACAGCUCUCCGGAUCUUGGAGAGUGGGUAGUAUUGCCAAUAUACCGUUAGGACGAGAUGAGCAGAUAUUGAUACCACGAGAUGUGAUUGGAGAUCUCACAGAUCCUUCAUUCUCACGUAUUAGAAAUCCAGUUAUGCUUGACAUAGUCAUACAACUUGAACACGUUCAUGAUCACAAUCAAAAUAUGUCGGAAAGUGUCGAGGAAUUGUUCGAAGAGGAACCAAUUUACGAAGAUACCCCGGCUUUAGCAUUGGAAGAAUCGAUUAGUAGUGCAGGAUUAGCAGAAUAUAGAACUUUGCUAAGUUCUCUCCUUCAGCAAGUGACAUCUGCCCUUCGCGAUCCGGCUGCUACUCUACUUCCACAACCCCAGAUUGCUCCGACGUAUACCUACGCAACUCUCCCGGCUGUUUUACCAACUGGUAAAGGUGCACAUCUCUUGAUUAAUGCACCGGAGGCUCCCGAUCCUAUGACCGCCAAGACUUCAUCUGCCACUCUUUCCUUUGAAAGCAUUUUCUUCGCAGGUGAAGCUUGUGAUGGAAAACUCCCCGAUGAGGCAGUGAAACAGCAUCAUGUUAUAGUCAUGAAACGUGGCGGCUGUACUUUCUCCGAGAAGCUGGCCAACAUUCCCAGCUAUACGCCCACAUCUAAAGGUCUUAAAUUGGUCAUUAUGGUUUCAGACGACAAGGACGAUGUUGAAUCAGGCGAGGAAGAUAUGGAGGAUGAAGGGGCCUCGCGGAGAGGAGAGCAAAAUCUCAUCAGACCACUGUUAGACAAACCACAACUAACCCCAAGCGGCCUUUUGAGACAUCAUCAAAUUAGUAUGGUAAUGAUCGGAGGAGGCGAUGAAGCCAUCCAAGCUUUAAAACGUGCUAAAAGUGUCGGCAUCCGUCGAAGAUACCAUGUGGAAAGUCAGGGACUAAUGGUUAGCAACAUUUUUGUGGUUUGAUUUCACAAAUGAAUAACAGUAAAUAUAUGAAGUACAUGAUCAAGAGCAUUGUGGAAAUCUGGCGUUAGGAUAUCUCAUUGGGUUGGGUUGGUGCGCUGAAAAAUCAAAAAGAAUACCAUUUCUUGGAACGAUUGGGGUACCAUUGUUUCAUACCUUGGUAUGUUGUAGAUAUCGUCGAUGCUUGAUUUUGCAUAUAAACGCAGUUACAUACACAUUUCGUGCUUUUGCACCAGUAUCAGCCUUUCCCAUAGUUCAGAUUGCAGUCCGACAAUCAAAAGCUUCGAAACUUGCAGAGAUACAUAGUACUCAUUUUAGAUCACAUGAUAUAUGAAUUACUUAUGAUCUCUCCCCCUUUGAAGAAACUCCCAUGAAUUCGGGGGCAUACUUCGAUUCUACAUACCCACCUAAUAAGCAGUCAUACUGUUGUUUAACUAGACUACACCCGGAACGAGAAACAAGUCAUAGUCUCGCGUGUCUGUAUUUGUGCGCGUGUAUUUGCGUUGCAGCAGUCGAAAUCCAAAUUUAUCAUUGUAACUCAUCAGAUACCCAGUAUGCCAAUCGCCGCGUGGGCAUAACUCCAAGAAUUGCGAAAUCGAUAGGAAUGGAAUGGGUUAGGAGCAAAGCACGAGGAUUGUGUCAAUGAUUAUGAGGUUACUCGUCAGCAAAGUGCUUUGUCUACCCGCGCCGUUGUCAAUGUAGUGCUAGAUUCAUAUCAUGAUUUCUGAGGAGCGGAGAAUAAUCUUUCGAUCAAACAAGUACCAGUCCAGUGUACCAUUUAGGUGAAAGAAAAACAGCUAUAGAUAACCUCAAGAUGCAUUGCCAACGAUACUACCUACUCUUCUUGGAUGCUCAAGCAUCGAUACACUACCUGGUGAGUAAGUACGCCCUAUAGUAUAGAAUUAAAACUCCCUCUAUCCCUCACUCCCAUAGGUAGGUAUUCAAGAAUCCCAAUGCUAAUCCCAAUCCCAACACUACUUUAAUCUCCCAUCAAACUCAAGCUCAAACUCGAUCAACAGCAGCCCGUCUCCUCAGCAGGACUAAUCUAAUCUCCAUCCCUCAUCACGAGAAGAUCGGUUACUUUUUCAUCUCCAUCUUCAUCUCCAUCUUAUCUCUCGCUGAGAAUGACUAAUUAUGUGCUAGGGGUCCUUCAAAAUUUUGGAACGUCAUUGAGGACGAUAUGUACUGUACAUAGGUACAUACCUAUAAAUCACCAUUUUCGAUUUCCGCAUCAGCUCCGACUUGGAAGUUGGAAACGUGCAGGUAUGGUCUAGAAGAAGGCUAGUCAUCAGUC
Botrytis deweyae is the source of this 4844-nucleotide messenger RNA. RefSeq lists its product as uncharacterized. Gene Ontology annotation, cellular component: membrane; endoplasmic reticulum. Lineage: Eukaryota; Fungi; Ascomycota; Leotiomycetes; Helotiales; Sclerotiniaceae. Gene Ontology annotation, biological process: mannose trimming involved in glycoprotein ERAD pathway; carbohydrate metabolic process; endoplasmic reticulum mannose trimming. Gene Ontology annotation, molecular function: mannosyl-oligosaccharide 1,2-alpha-mannosidase activity; calcium ion binding. The record is from RefSeq and is a predicted model, not a curated record. The transcript is spliced from 2 exons. The coding region runs from base 299 to 3553 and encodes 1084 amino acids.